AGCUGAAGGAAGUCACCGCUAUAUAUCUUCCUUUUGGUUGUAUGUAUUUUCAGAUAUUGAUGAAUGCGCGGACACAAAGACCAACGAUUGCGGAUGGACUUGUGUAAAUGGACCUGGGAAUUAUAGUUGCUCCUGUCCACAUGGUUAUCACGGCGAUGGGAAGAAAAUUGGAGUUGGCUGUAUGAAGGAAAAAGAGGUUAAAAGAUAUAUUCCUUGGGUUAUAGGUAUUGGCUCGAGCUUCACAAUAUUGUUACUACUGCUUGGUAGUUUCUGGUUAUACCAAUUACAUAAGAAAAUAAAAAGUAGAAAAAUGAAAGAGAAUUUCUUCAAACAAAAUGGUGGUUUGUUACUACAACACCAAAUAUCUUCAGAGGAAAGUAACGUUGAGAAAACAAAGAUUUUCCUUGCAGAAGAGUUGGAGAAGGCCACAGAUCACUAUAGCAUAAACCGGAUUCUUGGUCAGGGAGGGCAGGGUACUGUUUACAAAGGUAUGUUAGUAGAUGGAAGAAUUGUGGCAGUUAAAAAGUCCAAAAAAUUGGAUGAAGAGGUGGAUAAAGAUCAAGUUGAGCAAUUCAUUAAUGAGGUUGUCAUACUUUCCCAAAUCAAUCACAGAAAUGUGGUUAAAUUGUUAGGUUGUUGCUUGGAAACUGAAGUUCCUCUACUAGUAUAUGAGUUCAUCUCAAAUGGAACCCUUUUCCACUAUACCCAUAACCAAAGUGAAGACUUCAUAUUUACAUGGGAGAAUCGAUUAAGAAUUGCUAUAGAAGUUGCUGGAGCAUUGUCUUAUUUGCAUUCAUCAGCUGCUACACCAAUUUAUCAUAGAGAUAUCAAAUCCACAAACAUACUGUUAGAUGAUAAAUAUAGAGCUAAAGUUUCUGAUUUUGGAACUUCAAAGUCAAUUGCAAUUGAUAAAACUCAUUUAACAACUAGAGUGCAGGGCACUUUUGGUUAUUUGGAUCCCGAGUACUUCCAAACAAACCAAUUCACUGACAAGAGCGACGUUUAUAGCUUUGGAGUGGUUCUUGUAGAGCUCUUAACUGGAGAGAAGCCAAUAUCAUCAACUAGAUCAGGAGAAGGGAAAAACUUGGCCAAUUACUUUAUCUCUUCAAUAAAAGAGAACCGUCUCUUUGAAAUCCUUGAUGUACAGGUUGUCAAAGGUGGCGAAAAAGAUGAUAUUGAGGUAGUUGCUAACCUUGCCAAACGGUGCUUGAAUUUGAAUAGCAAGAAAAGGCCCACAAUGAGAGAAGUUUCCAUUGAGUUAGAGGGAUUGAGAAUGUCUGCAGGGCAUACAAUGAUUCAACAAAACCUUCAACAGGUGGAAUCCUUCAUAGCUGUACCGUCCAGCAUAUGGGAUGGCGCUUCAACUUCAAAUGGAUUCAGAAGUUUAGAGAGUAGUGUCACUGUGCCAUUAGAUGACCAGCCACUAUUGUUUAACACUUCAUCUUAUUCAUAUUAUAGCAAGUUGAUGAUAGAAUAUGGCUUGGCCACAACUGCUGAGAAAUUUCUAUUGCUUAUUUGCUUUACCCCCUGGUAUCUCCCGCAUCACUUCUGCAAACCUGGAAGAAUCGCGAGAAAUGGAGGAGCCCAACGGCCGACGCUUCAGUUCAUCUCUUUGUCUUUAUUACUUGUAUUGCUAAAGGAUGAAGUAGCAGCAGCAUCAUCAUCUCUGGCAUUACCUGGGUGUCAGGACAAAUGCGGCAACGUCAGUAUUCCCUAUCCGUUCGGUAUUGGAUCUAACUGUUCCAAAAACUCCUCGUUCGAAGUUUCUUGUGAUUCGACUGCCGCCGCCGGUUAUACCCCCACUAUUAGCAUUGGGCUUCCUCCAGCUUCGGAGGUGGUAGAAAUAUUGCCUGAAAACAAAGUUAAGAUCAUUACCGACAGACUCUGGCUUUUCAAUGCUAGUGAAAAUGAAAGUAACUACUUUCUCAACUUGAUAGGCACUCCCUUCUACCUAUCACAAGACCGUAACGUAUUCACGACUGUGGGUUGCGAUAUCCUUGGCUACAUGAUAAGUGGUGGUAUACGCGUCGGAGGCUGCCUGUCARCUUGUAUAUUMAUGUCCGGAACCGUUGAGGUCAAUAAACGCGUUAGGAUCGCACCAACUGGUUGCAACGGUGGUUAUGGUUGUUGCCAGACUUCUAUCUUGCCGCUCCUUCAGUACCUCGAACUGCAAUCAAGUCGUGAGACAGCUUUAAAUGACACCGCGUACGCUUUCAUAGCUGACAAGGAGUGGCUCGGGAAUGAUUUUAAUGUUACCGCAUAUAGGGAAAACCCUACGGCGGAGCGCCCAGUGGUGCUGGAUUGGGUUAUUGGGAAUGGGACCUGUGAGACCGCUAAUCCCUCGUCCAACUGUGGCCCCAAUUCCUACUGCAGGAAUGUCACCUCUGGAGAUGGAUAUGCUUGUUUCUGUAACCGCGGCUAUGAGGGGAAUCCUUAUCUUCSACAAGGUUGCCAUGAUAUUGAUGAAUGCGCGGACACAAAGACCAACGAUUGCGGAUGGACUUGUGUAAAUGGACCUGGGAAUUAUAGUUGCUCCUGUCCACMUGGUUAUCACGGCGAUGGGAAGAAAAUUGGAGUUGGCUGUAUGAAGGAAAAUGAGGUUGAAAGAUAUAUUCCUUGGGUAAUAGGUAUUAGCUCUGGCAUCAUCUUCCUAAUUGGUGGCUUCUGGCUGCACUGGGGUUUCCAUAAGAGAAGGCUUUAUAAAUUGAAGGAGAAAUUCUUCCAACAAAAUGGUGGCCUUCUAUUAAAGCAACAUCUUUCCUCACGUAAUGGUCCUACCGAAGUUAUCAAAAUCUUCACCGUAGAUGAGCUUAGAAAAGCAACAGACAACUACAACGUGGAUAGAAUUCUUGGUCAGGGAGGCAAUGGCACAGUGUAUAAAGGAAUUUUACCUGAUGAUAGGGAAGUUGCAGUCAAGAAAUCCAAAAUAAUUGAUCAAAGUCAGGUUGAGCAAUUUAUCAAUGAGAUGGUCAUUCUCUCGCAAAUUAACCAUAGAAAUGUAGUGAAACUUCUGGGUUGUUGCUUAGAGACUGAAGUUCCAUUGUUAGUUUAUGAGUUCAUAAGCAAUGGAACUUUAUUUCACCAUAUCCACAAUGAAGGACACAAGUUUACACUAUCUUGGGAAGAUCGUUCAAGGAUAGCAGCAGAAAUAGCAUCUGCUCUUGCUUAUUUACAUUCUACAGCUUCCCCACCAAUCAUUCAUAGAGAUGUUAAGUCUGUCAAUGUACUCUUGGAUAAUAACUAUACAACAAAAGUAUCAGAUUUUGGAGCUUCAAAACUGAUUCCAUCAGAUCAAACUCAGAUUACUACAUUGGUACAAGGAACUUUGGGAUACUUGGACCCAGAAUACUUUCAUACAAAUCAAUUGUCAGAGAAGAGCGAUGUUUAUAGCUUUGGAGUGGUUCUUGCAGAGCUAUUAACAGGAAGGCAGGCACUCUCCUUUGAUAGACCUGAAGAAGAGAGAAAUCUUGCCAGGCAUUUUGUUAGUUUGGUGAAAGAGAACAACAUCCACAAAAUUUUGGAGGAACAAGUAAUGCAUGAGAGUAGUGAAGAUCAACUUCAAGAGGUAACUGAGCUUGCAAAGAGAUGUUUAAACGUGAAUCAAGAAGAAAGACCAACAAUGAAGGAAGUAGAAAUUGAGCUAGAAAGAUUUAGAAGGGUCGUACUUCCAAUGAUAGAACAUGAUUCUCAAGAGGCAGAAUGUUUGCUUGGUGAACCAUCAGAUCUCCAUCAUAGUAAUGUUAUAUAUGAUAGUAGUAUGAAUGAUCAUCUGGCAGUAUCACUGGAUAGUGCAUUGGAGAUGAUUGCUCAGAAUAGGUGCUGAAAUGGCCAUCUUUCUUGUUGACUUGUGAAAUUGUGUUCUACUAUACGGCUCAGACUUGAUAGCUAUAAUAAAAUGUCUAUUUUCAAUCUCGGCUUAGGGAAUGUAACUAUUAAUUCCAAAGCAUCCUUCUAUCAGUGGAUGAUACAAAAUUUCUCGUUCCUGAAGAUGAAUUACUUAGUUUCUCCAUUCUAUGUAAUAUACAACAAAUAACUGAAGGAAUUCAGGAGUGGAAGACCAUAUCAUGGCUUUGUUAUUACAAAUAGAAAAUUGAACAAUUU
Molecule: messenger RNA, 4101 nt
Organism: Nelumbo nucifera (sacred lotus)
Lineage: Eukaryota; Viridiplantae; Streptophyta; Magnoliopsida; Proteales; Nelumbonaceae
Product: wall-associated receptor kinase 2-like
Biological process (GO): protein phosphorylation; cell surface receptor signaling pathway
Cellular component (GO): plasma membrane
Molecular function (GO): polysaccharide binding; ATP binding; calcium ion binding
Source: RefSeq, a predicted model, not a curated record